Messenger RNA from Desarmillaria tabescens, 379 nucleotides. RefSeq lists its product as uncharacterized. NCBI's taxonomy places the organism in Eukaryota, Fungi, Basidiomycota, Agaricomycetes, Agaricales, Physalacriaceae. Bases 27 to 287 code for a protein of 86 amino acids. The transcript has a single exon. The record is from RefSeq and is a predicted model, not a curated record.
CCGAUAAAAGGUCAAAAAUAUUAUAUAUGCUGGCACUAAUGAACGUCCUCAUCGGAUAUUUGGGGGCUUCUGAAACUUAUUGCUUCCAUAGACUUGGAGCUGCCAAUAAUUUAGUGAUUUACAAGAGCGGGCUUGGGCCUGGCUUUCGAGUUCAGAUCCCCCGAGUCCCCCGACCCUCCCGAGCCCACCUUGAAACCCUACAAGGCUUGGGCCUGACUCGGAGUUCGGCCAGGGCCUGUAACAAGGAACACAUCUCAUAUUUGUUGACGUGUAUUGGAAUCGUCUAGCAAUACCAGAAUUAGCAUUCAAACGUUCUAUCUAACGAACCUUUGUCUCCCGCAAUCAGAUUCCAGCCUCGGCGUUGAGCUCAGGAAACACG